AUGUUUUCUUGGUUUCGCCAAGACCCGAAUACUGAUGCUGAUCCCAAACAGCAUUUAAUGGGCUCAGCAGAGAAUGCACUGAUGCAAGCUUCUCAUAAAUUUCAAGGAUACAUGAAAUUUGGAGAAGUCCUACAUCUUCAAGGCCCAUGGAUUUCUGUGGAUAUGUUGUCCAGGGCAGUUUGUGAUUUACAACGUCGUCAUCCAAUUUUACGCACUCGUCUUCGAAUGAUGCCGGAUAAAUCGGAUAGUUUUUUUCUUGAAGAAGAUGAAACCGUUCGAUUGAAAAUUCGCGACAUAGCACGAAAAAGUACCGAUUGCCAGACAUUUUGGCGUGACGAAUGGCGACAACGAGAAAGAGAUACAACGACUGUUGGCGAAGGACUUAUCGAAUUUUGGCUUCUCCAGGAUCCGGAAGAUGUCAAUAAUAACAACAGCCCACAAGAAAUUAUGAUCAUUUCUGAACAUGCUGUGAGCGAUGGUUUAUCUCUUAGCAAUAUGGCACAUGAACUUCUCGUUGCUCUAUCUGGUGAAAAUGAAGAUCUAUUCAAAAACUCAUUAGAUUGGCCCAUAACAAUGGAAGCAGCCGCACGAAAUAGCCUUACAAUGUUUGGUAGAGUGAUGACACUCACUCGAUUUAUUUUCUCAGCGAUUUAUUUACGUUCAACAAAUCGAUUACCGACUGCAAGAGUGCCUCUUGCACCUAUCGAAUUCCCAUUAACUGACUUGAUCAAUCAUUCUCAUACCGAAGCUUCUUACCUUCUAUUAAACAAAGAAGACACUCAGGCACUACUCUCAAAAUGUCGUCAACAAAACGUGACAGUUACUUCGGCAGUCAGUGCUGCAAUCCUAUGUGCUCUUUCAACAUUUGUCAAAUCUGAUGCCAAUCAACCUACACUUUUGAAUUUUUCUAUUGGAGCCGAUACUCGUCGACGAUGUACACCGCCUAUUCCAAAUCAUGAUUUUCGUUAUCAUGUUUCAGGUUUGAUGUCAUUUACAAUACCAACAAAUGAUAUUCCAACAACAACUGAAAAUAUUUGGCAACUAGCGAGAAAUUUUGGGGAUCAUAUGAAGUCAUGUGUUGAUGCUGGUCAAAUCCUUGCUCUUGGUUUGAUCAUGGGAAAACUGUAUCAGAAAACGUUCGGUGAACCAAAUCUUAAUGAACUUCCAACUUGUGGUGUAUCCAGUUGGGGAAUUUUACCCUUCAAAGAAGAAUAUGGACGAUGGAAGUUCUUGGGUAUGACUCCAUUUGUUAAUAUGAUUCGUGGAGUGAUGCCAUUUACUACUAUUCAAACUGUAAAUGGAGUUUUAACUGUAAUGUAUGUUGGAACUGAUCCGGUGAUUUCAAAAACCGUUUUAGAAGGUCUCCGCGAGACUACAAUGAACAAAUUGCAACAGAUGAUUCAUGGUUGA
This is a messenger RNA of Adineta ricciae, 1410 nucleotides long. NCBI's taxonomy places the organism in Eukaryota, Metazoa, Rotifera, Eurotatoria, Adinetida, Adinetidae. The record is from the annotation of a GenBank genome assembly.